Molecule: messenger RNA, 3776 nt
Organism: Plodia interpunctella (Indianmeal moth)
Lineage: Eukaryota; Metazoa; Arthropoda; Insecta; Lepidoptera; Pyralidae
Gene: Tti1
Product: Telo2 interacting protein 1
Exons: 18
Coding region: 236-3538 (1100 amino acids)
Biological process (GO): chromatin remodeling
Cellular component (GO): cytoplasm
Source: RefSeq, a predicted model, not a curated record
UCAAUUGCAAUCUUAUACCUACCUAGUCGUUUCACGAGCAUUGCAUGCAUUUGCAAUUUUGCAUGAAUUUUUGCACACAAUUACAUAUUACAAUAAGAAUUAAAUUAUUUAUUAAAUUGCAAUGCGAAAAAGUAUAUUUUAAAGACUAAGUUCUAGUGACUCUUCGUUAUAUGACGGGUAUAAAUAUACGCACAAUAAUUAUUGUAAAGACAAAGGCACAAACUAUAUAAUAAUAAUGUUGAAAAUGAACGGCGACAUAAAAGAGGCAUUUUCUAUCAUAAAACCAGUUUGCGAUGUGGUAAUGGUGUGUCCAUCGCCUGAAACAAUAGCAGCCUUCACAUCCAGAGUUUCGAAUUUGAAGAAGGAGGUAGUUCAAGAACUUCAACAGUACUUGCUGUUUCCGUUCAUCACACACAUAAAAUCUUCUGAAAUUGCAAAAAAGUACGAGCUACAAUGCCGCUUGAUAGACGCUAUGAGAGUGGUGCUAGAACGGGUGACGGUGAACAGCCCGGAGAUGUGUCUGAAGAUAGAGACAGGUCUGCUGCAGCUGGUGUUCGAUAACUCCAAGGCUGGCAUGAUCGCCGACGUGCCAGAAGAGCUGAAGUACAGCGUGAUGCGGACACUCACAGUGCUCGUGUUGAACCUCGACAAGCACUUCAGGGAGAGGCUGCUCAAGACUCAAGUACCUCUCCUGGCGCAAGUCAUAUUUGUUGCUGUUCAUAUCGCCAAACUGGAGAAAAUGAGAGCCCUUAGGCUAUCAGCCAUAGACUGCCUCACAGCGCACACGUCGACGCACGCGCAGUUGACCAACAGCAAGUGUCACGUGACAGACGCCAAUCUGGAGAAGGCCGUGGUGGAGAUGCUGUCCAGCAUCCUGCCGGGCGUGCUGGCUGCCUUGCAAGACGUCGCCACGUGCACUGACAAUCCGGGACAUGCCCUUGUUGCGGCGUCAAUAGAGGCGACCCAUCGCAUCCUUUGCAUGGUGAUGCACGACAAACAUAUAAUAAAGAAAACUGACGUCACAGCCGAAGACAUUGCCAAGAUGGUGCAUGAGAAAUUCAAUAUGGCCGAUACAGAAGUAAGCAGUAAGGAAGACCCGAAAGACGUGCCGAAACGUUCGCCGGAAUGGUACGCGAUGGCGGGGGACAAAUUGACCCUUAUUACGAAGAGCUUAGCGCCUCUGAGGACGCACGAGCACUGGAAAGUGAGGAAGGAACUGGCAGUGUUCUGUCAGAGAAUUCUGCAGGAGUGUCACACGAGCAUGCAGUCCUCGGUGCCUAUAGUGCUCGACAUCCUGAUCUCCCUGUCAAAAGACGAGUAUCCAGCAGUCUCGCAGUAUUGUACCGCCGCCGUUAACAGGUACUUCGGCACAAACAGACACACAACCACGGACGGCUUGUGCGAUAACCUGAUGGAUGCGCUGAAUUGUUUUCCAAAGGUUAUGAAUAAUAUUGAUUCUGCGCGAAAACUCUCAGCUCUGAACCUCGUUCAUGGCUACAUUCAAGUGAUGUCGGACGGUUCUCGUCCUCAACAACUGACGACAGCGUUGAGUGUUCACACCAACAUGGAGUGUUUGUGCAGCGCGCUGGCAGAGGUCGCUAGUGUACACACAGAUCUGACCAUGCUGACCCAGCAUUGUAUUAGAGACGUCACGUCCCCUCCCCCCGCCGCCUCCCCCUGGUGUCGCCUGCGCCUCUGCGACUCCCCGCAGUGCGAGCGGACGUUACGAGAUAUAUGCGCUCUAUUAUCUGCGGCAGAAUGUGCGGAACUAUUGUUGGAUCGGUUGCUGGAAUUGUUUCAAGGUCAAAGAAGCUGCGAACAUGCCUGUUUGAUCAACUGGAUGGUGGCUGGUCCGAACUCAUCGCCAAGCCUAUCGCGACGCGUCCUAGACACCUACAUAACCUCAGAUAUAUGGUACCUGCCGCUAGAGGUCGCUAAUUCAGACGCGCCGCUGACGUCACAGGAUACAUAUGACGUCACUGUGUACAACCCGCGCGCGUGGCACAAGGACAGUGUGCCUGACCUAUACGAAGGCGCAACAGAGAUCCGUUACACGGACAUCAGUUACCAAACGCCGCGUCAGCCGCCACUCCGCCACCCGAACAGUUGCGCCACUCUCAAGGAAGCCCAACACAACAUGGCCUUGAGUUGUCUGCUCACAGAGGGCGUUGGCAUCGCCGCCAUCAGACUGGGAGAUAUGUACCAGCCUUAUUUAUUGAAGACGCUGUGUCUUUUGUUGGAAAGAGUAGGCAGUAAAUACGAGAUGCUCCAUCUGGCGGGACUGAAAGCUAUCAAUGACGUGGCGAAGGCGUGUGGACAUUCAAAUGUAGGAGAACUUAUACGAUGUAACGCUGAUUACUUCACUAGCCAAGUCACGCUUAGACUCAAAAAGGCUUGGAACAGCGAGUCAGCGUUACAGAUUUUAUCCGUCGUCAUGGAAUACAGUGACUCCAGUAUAUUAGACUGUCUGUACGGGAUUGUUGAAGAUGUUUUAGUCCAAAGCUGUGAUAAAUACUACGAGAAGAAUCUACAAUCAUACUUGCAAGUGUUCGUAACAUUCAUAGAAUGCAUACGGCGGUGGUUCCCUCUAGCGGAAAACACAGAAAACAAAUCCACAAAUAUAGAUAUAGACGUUUUUAGAGAUGUCACAGAACAUAUAAAGAAUAAAGAAGAGUCAGAAAAGUUGAUGAGUAAUGAAGAGUUUGAAAGAAAUACCGGGAAGAGUGUAGAAGAGAUGUAUAGAGAGGAUAUCAAGAAGAAAGAAGAUGAUUUUUUAGAUUACGACGACACAGUCACGAGUGAGAAACCGCCCCUACCACAGCAUAUAAAAGUGACAGUGACGAUAAUAAAGCGCUGCCUCCACUUCGUGACGCCGUGGAGGCGAGACGAGGCGAUACUGGCGAUGCAAGUGCUGACCGCAGCGUUGCCGCUGCUGCGAGAUUAUGAAGACGAAUUGUUGCCCCUUGUGCACCAAUCGUGGUCGGGGCUGGUGUGUGUGGUCGGCGCUCAGCAGCCGGCCGCGCUGCGCGGUGCGCUGAGUCUGCUAACUGUGAUGGCCGCGCUGGCCAAAGACUUCAUACUCAACAGAGCUGUCAAAGAGGUACUCCCGCACAUAUACAAGUACCUCCACACGUCAUCAUCAGACAGCUAUCUUAAGGACGCAGGGUCCUCCUACCGCACCAGCCAAGCGUAUUCCCUGCAAGUGGCCGCACUCACGGCCUUACCGGAUUUGGCUGUGAAUCUCAAAAUAGAGGACGAUAGGUUGGAGGACACUAUGAAUUGUGUUGAUGCGUAUUUGUGUAAUAAACAGCCGAAGCCUUUGCAGGCGCUGGCAGUGGAAUUCUUCAAAAAGAUCUUGGAUUACGACUUCUGUGCCGCUUGGUAUCACCUACGUAAACUCUGCGACAACACCCAUGUCUUGGAACCUCGUGAUAUUCAACAAAUGAAACUAGAAACAAUUGUCGGUACACCUUUCGAAGCCACUAAUAAAGAAUACGAUGCCAAUAUAAAACUGAUAUUCAAUCACGCAACAAGUUAAAUUUUUAAUUCCAAGUAAAUUAUCUACUCAUUAAAAAUGUAAAUAAAACACUCAAAUGGCAUUUAAUAUUUUAUUUUAUAAAACACAGUAUUCACUGAAAUAAUACCCUUCAAUGUACAUGUUUAUUCUAUUGAUCCACUCACAUCUUUGAGAAAUCAGUCUCGUGCAUAUUUAAAAAUGCAUACUAAUAAUACCUUUUUGCUUGGUCGAUGUUUUAAAUUGGCAAAAUUUUGUGAUA